GAAGAAAUACAGCUACAUGUGAGAAGAUCGAUGUUGGAUGCAUGUAAACAGUAACACUUCACGAUGAGCCGACGGAAGUCCUCAACUCGAGCAUCAAAGCCUGAACCGGGUUCUUCAACUGAUCUGAUCAAAGAGGUACAGCUCAUACUGCGUUCUCGUCUCUCUCAGACAUUCCUGCCAGAAGACAUUCUUGGAUUUGAAGAAGAAAAACAACAGUUACAGGAGGUGAUAAGAAGGACGGCUGUCUAUGGUGAGAGUAACUCCGUUCUGAUCACUGGUCCACGUGGUGGAGGCAAGUCAGUGCUGCUCAAAAAGUGCCUUCAAAAUCUGGAAAAUGAAGAAGAAGUUGGCACAAAUCUACUUCAAGUUCAUCUUAAUGGACUGUUACAGACGGAUGAUAAAAUAGCUCUGAAGGAGAUCACUAUUCAGCUUCAGUUAGAGAACACCCUGGGAGACAAAGUGUUUGGCUCGUUUGCUGAAACACUGCAAUUUUUACUUGACUCACUAAAAAGUGGUGAUCAGCAGAGUAAGCCCAUUCUCUUUGUGCUGGAUGAAUUUGACAUGUUCGCACUUCAUCGAAACCAAACCCUACUGUACAACCUAUUUGAUGUGGCCCAGUCGGCGCAGACUCCAAUCUGUGUGCUUGGUCUUACAUGUAGACUGGAUGUGAUUGAACUGUUGGAGAAGAGAGUCAAAUCCCGGUUUUCUCAUCGUCAAAUCCAUCUGUUCACUCAGCUGAACUUUAAUCAGUAUGUGCAAGUGUUCAGGAACUUUCUGACACUUCCCCAAAGUUUCCCCAACAAAAAGUUUGUCUCUCAGUGGAAUUCUCAUGUGCAGAGUUUAUCUCAGGAGCCGUCCAUCAUAGACAUCCUGAAGAGACAGUACAGCAUGUGUAAGGAGAUCCGAGAACUUCAGCAACUUGUGACGUAUCCUGUUUGUAAAAUCUCUACAGACCAAACAUCGUUGAUGAUUAAUGACUUUGUUGAGUCCAGGAAACUUGCCACCUGCGACUCAAAAUCUGCCAUUUUACUGGGUAUAUCUAUCCUGGAGCUUUGUCUGAUUAUCUCUAUGAAGCAUUUAAUGGAUAUAUAUGAUGGGGAGCCAUUUAACUUUGAAAUGGUGUAUAAUGAAUUUCAGAAGUUUGCACAAAGGAAAUCUUCAAUGCAGAUCUUUGACAGACCUGUUGUAUUGAAGGCUUAUGAGCAUCUGAUGGCGCUGGAACUGGUCAAACCCACCGAUGGCAUGGCUUCUAAAGUUCAGAAAGAAUACCGCCUGAUGACUCUGCUGAUCCAUCCUUCACAGCUGACCGAGACCCUCCAGAAAUACCCACAGUGCCCUACUGAGGUCAAGCAGUGGGCAAACAGCACCGUGACUACCUGAGGGGUGACGAAGACUAAAGCCUGUCCUCUAACCGCUAAGAAAGAUCUUCGAGAAUGUGACAAGACUAGAAUCCUUAAUUGACCAUUGACUUUGUGGGCUUUCAAGCUUGUCCUAGGACUGGUGAUAACAUUACAUUAGUGAAAGUCCGUACAGCCAGAAUUUGUUGUGACUGCUUAGUAAUUUGGCAUUUGAUUAGACCAGCUAUGCUGGUCAAUUACAGACAUACUGUAAUUCUUCAACCUUUUUGCAUGUUUGUAAGGUGUUCAUUCAAGCAUAUUCUGAGGACAUUAUUCUGUGUUGACCGAUAAAGUUAUGCUUUUUGUGAAGUCCGGAAAAUGGCCAAUCCAACUGGUGUCUCCACUAUCAAAUUAAAAAUGUGCAUAAAUUGUACUGAAAGUUGCUCUUUUAUAUGCGAAAAGUUUGAGGAAUUAGGGUGGACUUGUAUCAAGAUAUUUCUUGUGAGCUGUAUUAUAGCUGUGGCAGCUAGCCUGAGGAUAACUUCAUUCACAGACAGACACCUGUGAAAAACACCGGUGGAAAAGGGACUGAUGUGUCAUAGAGAACGGUGGUGGGCUAUUGUCUUUCUGAGAGCAGGUGGUUAGGGGCAGCUAUACUGGUACCCAUGGGGUGGAUCCGUGAACAAAACCACUAUGUGCCAGACACAACAGUUUAAUUUUUACGUCCAACCUUCGUGAGGGAAAAGCUUGUGUAAUGCAAUUCUCUGCAUAGCGAUGGCCUCUAGUGUGUACCUGAGACUAAGUACCUAGAAAGGACAGACUGGAGAGCUCGCUUGGUAGGUCCUUGCGCCUUCAAAAGUUGUAUAGCUCCGUCUUAGUUUCAUCUGGACAUUCCUCUUUAUGCCACAAUCCCAGUCGUUUUGGCUCAGUUUAAGAGGUUUGGGAAUAAUCACGACCUUCUAGAUUAGGUUGGUAUAAAUACCAAGAUUUGAAAUCAAUAUAAUACAUGUACACACAACAUAGUACAUGUAUGUACUAAUCUGCUACCGUAUGCCACUGGAACAAUCCUUGCAUAAAUGAGAAGAUAUUAAAGUCGCACUGUAUUAACACAAGAAUUGAUAUAGGAGAGUGUAUGAAAUCAUCUUUGUAAUGUAUGAUGUUCAUUAAAGAUAUUUUAUGACACAUUUUACAUAGUUAUCUUACAUUAUGGCAUCGGUGAUUUGGUUGGUUUGUGCUAUCUGUGA
This is a messenger RNA of Liolophura sinensis, 2581 nucleotides long. Its product is annotated as origin recognition complex subunit 4-like. Gene Ontology annotation, molecular function: DNA replication origin binding. The record is from RefSeq and is a predicted model, not a curated record. The coding region runs from base 64 to 1380 and encodes 438 amino acids. Lineage: Eukaryota; Metazoa; Mollusca; Polyplacophora; Chitonida; Chitonidae. The transcript is spliced from 13 exons. Gene Ontology annotation, cellular component: nuclear origin of replication recognition complex; nucleus. Gene Ontology annotation, biological process: DNA replication initiation; DNA replication.